Molecule: messenger RNA, 2565 nt
Organism: Naumovozyma dairenensis CBS 421
Lineage: Eukaryota; Fungi; Ascomycota; Saccharomycetes; Saccharomycetales; Saccharomycetaceae
Gene: PIF1
Product: DNA helicase PIF1
Exons: 1
Coding region: 1-2565 (854 amino acids)
Biological process (GO): DNA repair; telomere maintenance
Molecular function (GO): DNA helicase activity
Source: RefSeq, a predicted model, not a curated record
AUGAAUAUUUGGAAGCAACAAUUAGUUAGCAUAUUCUACAGAAAAUCGAUUAUUCCUCUCGGUGCAUUUUUCAAUACCUCAAUCUUUCUACAAACGACAAAGAAAAUGGGAAUAAGGCCUCUUUCAUCAACAUCCUUUUUUGCUAACGAACCUAAACGAAUAAAGAUGUCUAAUGAAGAUUUGGAUGCUCUGUUCUCCGAUUCAGGUGAAUGGGAAGUAGAUAUGCAUAAUGAAGUGAAAAAUGAUGUAUCUGAGAAUGAUGACGACGUAAUAUUAAUGAGAGGCUUACAAUAUAAUCCAGUAGAUCCUGCAAAGAAACUCAUGGGUGCAUCAUCAAUUAUAUUUCCAAAAACUAAUAGCGAGCAAAUAAAAUCAAUGCCUUCAGGAGUAGAGAAAUCUUUCACCUUGACUAAAAAAAUACCUCAGGUAACUUUCAAGGAUAAUGUUGAUAUCAAGACAGAACGUUUCAGACAGCCUUUGAACCGUAAGGAAAGUAAUUUAGAACCUGCGUGUACCAAACACAAUGAGUUAAGACCAUCUUUUCCCUCAGAAAAACAGACACCAGAGGAAUCAACGAUGCUUCGAAAACCCUCAGUACCACCAGUUACCAAGUGGCCAACGACACUUCCCGUAGUUUCUAAUUCAGCACAAAGUAAUAUAUCAAUGAACGAUUCUAGUCUCGAGAUAAUUAAAGAAGAAACCAAGGUAACACAUAGUAAUAAAUUCACGCUACUAACACAACCACCAACUUUCACUAAUCUCGAUAUGGAAACCCCUACGAAAAAGUUAAAUCUACCUAAAAAUACAAAGAUUAAGAUACCUAUUCGUUUAAGUACGGAACAAGAAAAUAUUAUAACAUUGGCUGAAAAAGGUAUAAAUAUCUUUUAUACUGGAAGUGCAGGUACAGGGAAGUCCAUUCUGCUGAGAGAAAUGAUUAGAGCUUUAAGACGAAAAUAUGAUGCUGAUGAGGUGGCCGUUACUGCAUCUACCGGUUUGGCAGCCUGUAAUAUUGGAGGUAUUACUGUUCAUUCCUUUGCUGGUAUUGGAUUGGGUAAUGGAGAAGCUGUAAACUUAUAUAAGAAAGUCAGAAGAUCGAAGAAGCAUUUAAGACGUUGGCAAAAAAUUAAAGCCCUUGUUGUCGACGAAAUAUCCAUGAUUGACGGUAAGCUAUUGGAUAAAUUGGAUUAUAUUGCACAGAAAAUUAGAAAGAACCAUGCACCAUUUGGUGGUAUUCAAUUAAUCUUCUGUGGUGAUUUCUUUCAAUUACCGCCGGUUUCCAAAGACCCUCAAAAUCCGACAGUUUUUGCAUUCGAAUCCAAGGCGUGGAAGGCAGGUAUCAAGUCCACAAUCAUGUUACAAAAGGUGUUCAGGCAACAGGGUGAUGCUGAAUUUAUUACCAUGUUGAAUCAAAUGAGAUUGGGAAAAAUAGAUGAAAAUACUGAACGAGAAUUCAAGAAGUUAACUAGGCCAUUGGCAGAUGAUGAAAUUAUCCCAGCGGAAUUAUAUAGUACAAGAGCAGAAGUUGACAGAGCAAAUUUCUCAAGGUUGAAUAAACUACCAGGCCUGACCCAUACAUUCGAAUCAAUUGAUGGCGGUGAAUUACAAGAUCAAGAGAUGAAAGAACGCCUUUUACAGAACUUUUUGGCACCAAAGACUUUACAGUUGAAGGUGGGGGCCCAAGUGAUGAUGAUAAAGAAUAUGGAUGAAACGUUGGUUAAUGGAUCAUUAGGUAAAAUUUUAGCAUUCGUUGAUCCACAAACAUAUAUGUUCUACAAAACGAUCAGUGAUGAUCCGACAGUUCCUCUUUCACAAUUGGAAGACUUGGUGUCUAAUCCUCAACCUCUUAUGGACAGUUGGAAUGAAGAAAAAGAUACUGAUAAUGUAAGGCAGAAAAGCGCAAAAGAUUCCUUUUGUAGACCUAAAACUACCGAUAUUAAAGCGGAGCUAGACGAUAGCAUAUUUGAUUUCUUAGAUGGUGUGGAAGGCCAAGAUAUUGAAAUAGAUACGAAUAUUAAAAGAAAAAAAGAAUUAAUGCAAAUGUUACAUGCAAGUUCCAAUGGCAGAAAACUUCCUCUUGUCCGGUUUAAGACAUCAGAUUUGUCAACAAGGACCAUAUUAGUGGAGCCAGAGAAUUGGGCUAUUGAAGAUGAAAAUGAAAAACCGAUUGUUUCUAGGGUACAACUGCCUCUGAUGCUAGCGUGGUCAUUGUCCAUACACAAGGCACAAGGACAAACAUUACCAAAGGUCAAAGUGGAUCUAAGGCGGGUGUUUGAAAAGGGCCAAGCUUAUGUGGCGUUAUCGAGAGCAGUUUCGAGAGAAGGUCUACAGGUUCUUAAUUUUGAUAGAACAAGAAUCCUUUCACAUCAAGCAGUUAUCGAUUUUUACUCAACUCUUACAUCUGCAGAGAACGCGAUAAAGCAAUUUGAUCAUCUGCCGAAAGAGACAAGCAGCGGAAUAAGAAGAGAAUAUGCCCCAACCUCUAACUACCGAGCUUCUCGGUCGUCUACCAAAACACCAGCAGGAACUGAUGGCAUAUUAGCACUCUUAGAGAAACAUAAAAAGUAA